Molecule: messenger RNA, 1026 nt
Organism: Auxenochlorella protothecoides
Lineage: Eukaryota; Viridiplantae; Chlorophyta; Trebouxiophyceae; Chlorellales; Chlorellaceae
Product: Choline-phosphate cytidylyltransferase B
Exons: 3
Coding region: 1-1026 (341 amino acids)
Biological process (GO): CDP-choline pathway
Molecular function (GO): phosphatidylcholine binding; choline-phosphate cytidylyltransferase activity
Source: RefSeq, a predicted model, not a curated record
AUGGUGAAGAAGGUGGCGAAACGAGGCACCAAACGCGCGGCGUCCCAACCCGAGGCUGACAAUUCAGACUCCGAGGGCCAUGCCACGGUCAUCGAGCAGGCCAUCGCAGGGGACGCGAGCCAGCCUUCGCCGGCAGGCCCUGCGCCUGGGACGGAGCCCUACCCCCCUCCCAACCCCCCUCCCACAGACCGCCCCGUGCGGGUCUAUGCCGACGGCAUCUUCGACCUCUUCCACUUUGGGCAUGCCAGGGCCCUUGAGCAGGCAAAAAAGAGCUUCCCCGACGUGCACCUGCUGGUGGGGGUCUGCAACGACGAGGUGACCCACCGGAACAAGGGCAAGACUGUGAUGACGGAGGGCGAGCGGUACGAGGCGCUGCGCCACUGCCGCUGGGUGGACGAGGUGGUCCCCGACGCACCGUGGCACAUCACCGAGGAGUUCCUUGACGCGCACGCCAUCGACUUUGUGGCUCACGACGCGCUGCCCUACGCGGACGUGACGGGGGCCUCGGACGACGUGUACGGUUUCGUCAAGCGCCUGGGGCGGUUCAAGGAGACGCAGCGCACCGAGGGCGUGUCCACCUCUGACCUCAUCCUGCGCAUAGUCAAGGACUACAACGAGUACGUGCUGCGCAACUUGUCGCGUGGCUACUCGCGCAAGGACCUGGGCGUGAGCCUGCUCAAGGAGAAACGCAUCAAGGCCUCCGCCUCCAUGCGCGACUUCUCGGCGCGCAUGCGCGACGGCCGCCUGCGCGUUGCUGACGGCAUCCGCAAGCACAUGAACCCGCGCCUCCGCGUGCUCCCCGCCGAGGUGGAGCGCAAUGUCAAGGACUUUGCCACCAGCGUGGAGAGCCUGGUGGACAAGGUGGCCUCCGGCGACCUGGGCGUGGAGCUGAUCGAGAACAUGGACCGCCUGGUCAGCGGCUUCAUCGGCAACUUUGAGCGCCGCUACUCGCGCUUCGAGAAGAGCAUCAAGUCGCUGGGGCGGAACAUGCGCCGCAACUCCCAACCCCUCCUCCAGAGCCCAUGA